Messenger RNA from Histoplasma capsulatum G186AR, 450 nucleotides. RefSeq lists its product as uncharacterized. The coding region runs from base 1 to 450 and encodes 149 amino acids. The transcript has 3 exons. NCBI's taxonomy places the organism in Eukaryota, Fungi, Ascomycota, Eurotiomycetes, Onygenales, Ajellomycetaceae. The record is from RefSeq and is a predicted model, not a curated record.
AUGGGAAACAGUGGUACGGGUAUCGCCCGCCGCCGUGGCCAAUCAGCAGACCCCGCUAGUACCAACACCAUUAUUUGGGCCUUGGAGUUCCAGGGGAACUGCCAGGUACCGUCCGCCGCUGAUUGGCCGCUCGCCCAUCCAAGCCAAAGGAGGACUGCAUCGACAGUCAGCAGCACCAUGGACUUGAGGGAAAUCCACGAUUGGAUUUUCAUGCAUGAAAUCCCACCGCCAUACCAGGUCCAUGCCCGAUUCAACUGGCUGGCCCUUUGUCACUCGGUUUUAUCAGCUGAGUUUAUUAUCGAUACCCUAGCAGUCCCCACUGGUUGGGCCUGGAGGCAAAUUGCUCCCGCGGAUCCCCAGCAGACUUUCACGAUCUGUCUCAAGGUUUCAGGCCAAUCUUGGGAACGCCAAAACGUCCAUCAAUGCUUCUCACAAACCUUAAAAGUCUAG